Molecule: messenger RNA, 1722 nt
Organism: Nerophis lumbriciformis (worm pipefish)
Lineage: Eukaryota; Metazoa; Chordata; Actinopteri; Syngnathiformes; Syngnathidae
Source: RefSeq, a predicted model, not a curated record
AUGGCUGAGGCACCAAUACAGCAACAACAAGACACACAAGAAGAAGAAGAGCAGCAAACAGAGGAGCAAUUGAGCUCCUCUGGAUCUACUGACGCUGAUGAAGAUGUUGAAGACUUGAAAGAGGACAUUCAGGCGCCCCCGAGUAGACCCCUGCUGUCCAUGAGGUCCUUGAGCAUCGUGGACCCUGAUGACGAUUCGCCAAACAUGAUUGUCUACAGAAAAAUUGAAGACAUUGUGACUCUCAUCCAGGAUGAGACAGAGGGUGUUCCUAUCAGGACAGUAAAAAGCUUCAUGACCAAAAUCCCCAGUGUUGUUACAGGUACAGACAUUGUACAAUGGAUGAUGAAGAACCUGACUAUUGAUGACCCAGCUGAAGCCAUGCACAUUGGAAGCCUCAUUGCAGCACAGGGCUACUUCUUUCCAAUCUCAGACCAUGUCCUCUCUCUUAAGGAUGAUGGCACCUUCUAUCGUUUUCAGGCACCAUAUUUCUGGCCGUCUAAUUGUUGGGAGCCUGAGAACACCGACUAUGCCAUCUAUUUGUGCAAGCGGACCAUGCAAAAUAAGACGAGGUUGGAGCUGGCAGAUUAUGAGGCGGAGAACCUCGCCAGGCUUCAGAGAGCCUUUGCUAGGAAGUGGGAGUUCAUCUACAUGCAGGCUGAGGCCCAGGUCAAGAUUGACAGGAAAAAAGAUAAAACCGAGAGGAAGAUCCUUGACAGCCAGGAGAGAGCCUUCUGGGAUGUCCACCGGCCCGUGCCUGGAUGUGUGAACACCACAGAGAUGGACAUCAGGAAGUGUAGACGUAUGAAGAAUCCUCAUCGAGUUAAGAAGUCAGUGUAUGGUUUGGCAGAGGAGGGCACGCAGUCACGCAGUCCAAUCCAUACUCCUUCACACCACUCUAGGAAAGGAACCAAGGAAGAUGUAGAGAAGGAGAUCUUAUUCCUGAACUCCCAGCUAGAUCGACACUGUAUGAAAAUGUCCAAAGUUGCUGAAAGUCUGAUAAGCUACACCGAGCAGUACUUGGAGUACGACCCCUUGGUAACACCACAGGAGCCUGCUAACCCGUGGACGAGUGAUGACCAGUCCUAUUGGGACCUGGAAGCCAGCAAGGAGCCCAGUCAGCAGAGGGUAAAGAAGUGGGGUUUCUCCCUGGAGGCGGCUCUGAAAGACCCAGCUGGACGUGAUCUCUUUCUCAAGUUCCUGGAGUCUGAGUUUAGCUCUGAAAAUCUGCGGUUCUGGUUGGCCGUCCAGGACCUGAAAAGAAUCCCGCAGCAAGAAGUCGCUCAGAGAGCGCAGGAAAUCUGGGCUGAGUUCCUGGCAGAAGGGGCUCCCAGUUCCAUCAAUUUGGACUCUCACAGUUAUGAGCGUACAAGCCACAACCUCAAAGAUCCUGGACGCUACAGCUAUGAGGACGCACAGGAUCACAUCUACAAGCUGAUGAAGAGUGACAGCUACACUCGAUUCCUGCGCUCCAACGUUUACCAGGACCUGCUUAACUCAAGAAAGAAGCUGGAGACAGAGCAGGGUCGACGGACCUCACUGGAGAAGUUCACACCGAAGUGUGGGCAAGUCACUGACUGGCAAACGCCUGACGGGCCUCAUGCAGUCAUCCUGAAGAUAUUUGGCCUACAAGCUGGACGUAUGCUACUCAACAAAGUUGCAGAAAGACCUUGGCGUACGCGUGCGCGGUAUUGUGCUGGACUGGACCGCCAUCGCGCUUCAUAA